Messenger RNA from Laccaria bicolor S238N-H82, 891 nucleotides. RefSeq lists its product as uncharacterized. The record is from RefSeq and is a predicted model, not a curated record. The coding region runs from base 1 to 891 and encodes 296 amino acids. Lineage: Eukaryota; Fungi; Basidiomycota; Agaricomycetes; Agaricales; Hydnangiaceae. The transcript has 2 exons.
AUGAAUACACCUGAAGGAACACGAAAUUGGCUGUUUUACACCUUCCUUGGGGCAAUAGCAGAUGCUCUGGACGUAAUUUUGACAUUCGUGAUACCGGACAAGAGACCACAGAGUUGUCUCCAGCCGUCGGACGUUGACCAGCUUAGCAAUGAGACAAUUCUUGCGCUCAGAACGAACGGUUCCAAAUUAGACCCAGACUCCGGUGUUGUCAAACUGACGCCCGGCACCGUCGCAAAGGCUUCUCAAGACUUGGACGAAGACGCCGCAGAUGCCUCAGAAGCGAACGUACUCGACCUCUUGUUCGCGGAGACGACUAUCCCCGUCCCACGCAUCCGCCGCGUCGUGAAACGCCAAUGGGACUUCCUAAUGAUUAUGGACUACAUCCCAGGUCCAACACUAGCCCAUGUUUGGCCAACUCUUUCGACGUGGCAGAAAAUUCAUGUGGCUUUUACAUUGCGCCGCUACGUCCGUCAGCUCCGUUGCCUGAAAGCGUCUGCUACGACGCCGCCUGGCCCACUGAGCGCACAAGGAACCAGGAUAUGCGAAUCCCCCAUCUUUGGUCAAGUUCAAUCUCACCGCGGUCCAUUCGCAUCGUAUUCUGAGCUCUCGGCUUUCUUCAACAAGCGCCAACAGAUGGCGAUGAACGCCGAGAAGUUGCCUCGAGAUGACCCCUCGAGGGACGACUUAUUCGACAAUUCCGAACCGCUCGUUCUGACACAUCAGGAUCUCAACCUUCGAAACAUCAUCGUGGGCGAAGAUGGCCGCCUUUGGAUCAUUGACUGGGCAUGGGCAGGAUAUUAUCCGCCGUGGUUUGAGUACGUGGCGAUGAAGAGGCAGAAUGAGGAUAAAAGGCAUCAAUAUUUCUGUUCCGGAGUUCUAUGGGAUACUUAG